AUGCGAAAUUUCUUCCUUUACACCCCUUUGUUGCCCACAUGCACGAUGGGUUCAAUUGAGGAGAGGUCCAUUGUGACGCCCAUCCGUGAGAUGGCAGCUGGAAAGGCGGAUUUCUUGGAAGCGCGAUGUGAAGGCAUUGAUGUGGAGAAGAAAGUGGUGCGCUGCAGCCGGGCCCGUCGCUCCAAAGUCAGUUCCAAUGCGCAGUACCACCGGUUUCCAGACAAGGAGGAGGGCGAGAAGUACACCUUCGAGAUGCCCUAUGACAUCCUUAUUUACGGCGUUGGGGCCAAGACCAACGACUUCAAUGUGCCCGGUGUCAAGCAGCAUUCCUUCUACUUCAAGGACCUGCGAUUCUGGGAGCUCAUCGACGCCCGCAACGUGCGAAGUCGCAUCUCCGACCUUUUCGAAGAGGCGGCGCUGCCCACCAUGUCCCCAGAGGAUCGCGAUGCGCUCCUGAACUUCAUCAUCGUUGGAGGCGGUCCAACUGGUGUUGAGAUCGCGGCGGACUUGGCGGACUUCGUAGAUGAAGACUGCAAACGGCUUUACCCCAAGCUGCAGGAUCAGGUGACGAUCAACUUGGUGAACAUGGAAGACCACUUGCUCUCAACCUACAGCCGGGAUAUCUCCGAAAAGAGCUUGGAGGUGUUCAAAGCCAAAGGUGUCAAGGUCCUCAAUGGCUGGCGGGUCACUGAGAUUACCGAGGAUGUGGUGAAAAUGACCACAAAGCAGGGUGAUUACAAGGAGAUUCCUCAUGGCUGCGUUAUUUGGGCUGCAGGCGUGAAGCCUACCAGCCUCACGCAGCAAGUGAAGGCAGAUCUUCAAGGGCUCAACAAAGGUGCCCUGCGCGUGCGGGGCGUGCGGGGAAGCAGGGAAGCGGAGCUUCAAGCAAAGGUCCGUGGUUUGUCCACCGACGAAUGGCUCAACGUUUGGGGGAGCAAGGGCUCUAUUUUCGCCCUGGGCGAUGCCAGCACAGUGCAGCAGGAAUGCGCCUGCUUUUUUGCGCAAGAGCUCUUCCAGGAGCUGUUUUCAGUGUGGUUGGGACACAUGUUCCAUGGGAAGAACCUCAUGAUCGUGAUCAUGAGCAAAUGCGGAUACGGUACAUUGGCCCACCCCAGAGGCCUGAACGGGGCAGGUCAUGCGCGGGAAACCGUACCGGCCGAACUCGGCAGGAGGCGGACGUGGAGAACACGGGACGCCUCAGCAUCCACGCGCUGCGAGACCUGCUUCGGAGCAACUCGGAGCGUCGGGGGCCCCGCACUGGUGCUUUCCCGUUCUUCGAUUCAUGUGAAGAACGCCUUACGCCUUUUCAGAGCAUCCAUGUGGCACACACGCAUACUAUAUUACUAUAUGAUACUAUAUGUAUAUUGUAUACAUACAUGUAAUAUCUGUAAUAUAUUGUAUAUAGUCUAG
This is a messenger RNA of Durusdinium trenchii, 1410 nucleotides long. Lineage: Eukaryota; Dinophyceae; Suessiales; Symbiodiniaceae. The record is from the annotation of a GenBank genome assembly.